UAAAGAUUGAAGCAGACGAACGGUUAAGGAAAUGUCAAACUUGUAUGGAAAGUUAUAUCUCAAAUGUAUUGUGGUGGACAAGGCUUUUCAGGGAGUGCUGGAUGCAAGGCGCCAGGAACGCAAUUUCCACGUGGUGUAUGAAACGUCACUUCCGGUCUCAUGCAGAAACAGAAAUGACAUGCUUAAAGAGAUCGAGUUACGCAGUACGUACAACAUCGAACCUCUGCGCCUGCUAUACCUAUUGAAGGAGCAGAAUCGCGCGCAGGACUUUUUCCACAAUCAACAAGGACCACAACGAGGGACUCUCUCCAGACGAGGUUGCUUUGCUUUUCAAGGUGGAAGAGUCCCAAAACUAACUGUCUCCAAUUACGUCCUUGACCACAUCACCUGCCAGCAGUCGAAGGUCAUCAUUUAAUCCAUAAAUUUCACCGUCCUGUCUGGGCCAAUAGCUUUUCCGACAAUAUGGCAUACAUUAACUUGCCGAAUGAUUUACUCUGUGUGUGUCAACAUGUUCUCGACUCUUAUCUGUCUUUGUUAAUUGGUGCUACGUUUUUUUUAAUACGUCAAUAAUGUUUGAUAAAAUCAGCGAAUUUGA
This is a messenger RNA of Dreissena polymorpha, 595 nucleotides long. RefSeq lists its product as uncharacterized. The coding region runs from base 32 to 415 and encodes 127 amino acids. Lineage: Eukaryota; Metazoa; Mollusca; Bivalvia; Myida; Dreissenidae. The record is from RefSeq and is a predicted model, not a curated record. The transcript is spliced from 4 exons.